AUGGCGACACGGAGCAGCAGGAGGGAGUCGCGACUCCCCUUCCUCUUCAUCCUGAUAGCGCUGCUGCCGCCCGGGGCUCUCGGCGAGGUCUGGCCGCAGACGCUGCCCGGCGGCCGCGCGCCCGGGCCCCAGGAUCGGGGCUUCCUCGUGGUGCGGGGCGACCCGCUCGAGCUGCGGCGUGGGGCGCGCGGGGCGCCCCGGGGGGCGGACGAGAAGCCGCUCCGGAGGAGACGGAGCGCUGCCCUGCAGCCCGAGCCUAUCCAGGUGUACGGACAGGUUAGUCUGAAUGAUUCCCACAAUCAGAUGGUGGUGCACUGGGCCGGAGAGAAAAGCAACGUCAUCGUGGCCUUGGCCCGGGACAGCCUGGCGUUGGCGAGGCCCAAGAGCAGCGAUGUGUACGUGUCUUACGACUACGGAAGAUCAUUCAGGAGAAUCUCAGAGAAGCUGAACUUUGGUGAGGGGAACAGCAGCGAAGCUGUGAUCGCCCAGUUCUACCACAGUCCUGCGGACAACAAGCGUUACAUCUUUGCAGAUGCUUAUGCCCAGUACCUCUGGACCACGUUUGACUUCUGCAACACCAUCCAAGGCUUCUCCAUCCCAUUCCGGGCAGCUGACCUCCUCCUGCACAGCAAGGCCUCUAACCUUCUCCUGGGCUUUGACAGGUCUCACCCCAACAAGCAGCUAUGGAAAUCAGAUGAUUUUGGCCAGACCUGGAUCAUGAUUCAGGAACAUGUGAAGUCCGUUUCUUGGGGAAUCGAUCCCUAUGACAAGCCAAACACCAUCUACGUUGAACGGCACGAACCCUCUGGCUACUCCACAGUUUUCCGAAGUACAGACUUCUUCCAGUCCCGGGAGAACCUGGAGGUGAUCCUGGAGGAAGUGAGGGACUUCCAGCUGCGGGAUAAGUACAUGUUUGCCACAAAGGUGGUGCAUCUCUUCGGCAGUCUGCAGCCAUCCUCUGUCCAGCUCUGGGUCUCCUUUGGCCGCAAGCCCAUGCGAGCAGCCCAGUUUGUCACAAGAUAUCCUAUUAAUGAAUAUUACAUUGCGGACGCCUCCGAGGACCAGGUGUUUGUGUGUGUCAGUCACAGUAACAACCGCACCAACCUGUACAUCUCGGAGGCAGAGGGGCUGAAGUUCUCGCUGUCCUUGGAGAAUGUGCUCUAUUACAGCCCGGCAGGGGCAGGCAGUGACACCUUGGUGAGGUAUUUUGCAAAUGAACCAUUUGCUGACUUCCACCGCGUGGAGGGGUUACAGGGAGUCUACAUUGCUACUCUGAUUAACGGUUCCAUGAAUGAAGAGAACAUGAGAUCAGUCAUCACCUUUGACAAAGGGGGGACCUGGGAAUUCCUUCAGGCCCCAGCCUUCACGGGAUAUGGAGAGAAAAUCAAUUGUGAGCUUUCCCAGGGCUGCUCCCUCCAUCUGGCCCAGCGGCUCAGCCAGUUGCUCAGCCUCCAGCUCCGAAGGAUGCCCAUCCUGUCCAAGGAGUCGGCACCCGGUCUCGUCAUCGCCACGGGUUCAGUGGGAAAGAACUUGGCAAGCAAGACAAACGUGUACAUCUCCAGCAGUGCUGGAGCCCGGUGGCGAGAGGCUCUUCCUGGACCUCACUACUACACAUGGGGAGACCAUGGUGGGAUCAUCAUGGCCAUCGCCCAAGGCAUGGAAACCAAUGAGCUGAAGUACAGCACCAACGAAGGGGAGACCUGGAAAACAUUCAUCUUCUCCGAGAAGCCGGUGUUUGUGUACGGGCUCCUCACGGAGCCUGGCGAGAAGAGCACUGUCUUCACCAUCUUUGGCUCCAACAAAGAGAACAUCCACAGCUGGCUGAUCCUCCAGGUCAAUGCCACGGAUGCCUUGGGGGUUCCCUGCACAGAGAACGACUACAAGCUGUGGUCCCCGUCUGAUGAGCGGGGCAGCGAGUGUCUGCUAGGGCACAAGACUGUUUUCAAACGAAGGAUCCCCCAUGCCACGUGCUUUAACGGAGAAGACUUCGACCGGCCGGUGGUCCUGUCCAACUGCUCCUGUACCCGACAGGACUAUGAAUGUGACUUCGGCUUCAAGAUGAGUGAAGAUUUGUUAUUAGAGGUUUGUGUUCCGGAUCCUGAGUUUUCUGGGAAGUCACACUCCCCUCCUGUGCCUUGUCCUGUGGGUUCUGCUUACAGGAGGACCAGAGGCUAUCGGAAGAUUUCUGGGGACACCUGCAGUGGAGGAGAUGUUGAAGUACGCCUGGAAGGAGAGCUGGUGCCGUGUCCUUUGGCAGAGGAGAACGAGUUCAUCCUGUACGCCAUGCGCAAGUCCAUCCACCGCUACGACUUGACCUCCGGAGCCACUGAGCAGUUGCCUCUCACCGGGCUGCGGGCAGCGGUGGCCCUGGACUUCGACUAUGAGCGCAACUGCUUGUAUUGGUCUGACCUGGCCUUAGACAUCAUCCAGCGCCUCUGUUUAAACGGGAGUACAGGGCAAGAGGUGAUCAUCAGUUCUGGCCUGGAGACAGUAGAAGCCUUGGCUUUUGAACCCCUCAGCCAGUUACUUUACUGGGUGGAUUCUGGCUUCAAAAAGAUUGAGGUGGGGAAUCCAGAUGGCGACUUCCGACUCACGAUUGUCAAUUCCUCUGUGCUUGACCGGCCCAGGGCUCUGGUCCUCGUGCCCCAAGACGGGGUGAUGUUCUGGACCGACUGGGGGGACAUGAGGCCUGGCAUUUACCGGAGCAACAUGGAUGGUUCGGCUGCCUAUCGUCUUGUGUCAGAGGAUGUGAAGUGGCCCAAUGGCAUCACCGUGGAUGAGCGGUGGAUCUACUGGACGGAUGCCUACCUGGACUGCAUCGAGCGGAUCACUUUCAGUGGCCAGCAGCGCUCUGUCAUCCUGGACAACCUUCCGCACCCUUAUGCCAUUGCCGUCUUUAAGAAUGAGAUCUACUGGGAUGACUGGUCACAGCUCAGCAUAUUCCGAGCUUCCAAAUACAGCGGGUCCGAGAUGGCAAUUCUGGCGAACCGGCUCACGGGGCCCAUGGACCUGAAGAUUUUCUACCGGGGAAAGACAACUGGAAGCACCACCUGUGCGUCCAGGCCGUGCAGCCUGCUGUGUCUGCCCAAGGCCAACAACACUAGGAGCUGCAGGUGUCCAGAGGGUGUGUCCGGCAGCACCCUCCCGUCCGGGGACUUGAUGUGUGAGUGUCCUCACGGCUAUCAGCUGAAGAACCACACGUGUGUCAAAGAAGAGAACACCUGUCUCCGCAACCAGUAUCGGUGCAGCAAUGGGAACUGUAUCAACAGCAUCUGGUGGUGUGAUUUUGACAACGACUGCGGGGACAUGAGCGACGAGAGAAACUGCCCUACUACCAUCUGUGAUCUGGACACACAGUUCCGCUGCCAGGAGUCUGGGACCUGUAUCCCACUCUCCUACAAAUGUGACCUUGAGGAUGACUGUGGCGACAAUAGCGAUGAAAGUCACUGUGAAAUGCACCAGUGCCGGAUUGACGAAUACAGUUGCAGCUCUGGCAUGUGCAUCCGCUCCUCCUGGGUGUGUGACGGGGACAACGACUGCAGGGACUGGUCUGACGAAGCCAACUGUACUGCCAUCUAUCACACCUGUGAGGCCUCCAACUUCCAGUGUCACAACGGGCACUGCAUCCCCCAGCGGUGGGCGUGUGACGGUGACAUGGAUUGCCAAGACGGUUCUGAUGAAGAUCCAGUCAACUGUGAGAAGAAGUGCAACGGAUUCCGCUGCCCGAAUGGCACCUGCAUCCCGUCCAGCAAACACUGUGAUGGUCUGCACGACUGCUCGGAUGGCUCAGACGAACAGCACUGUGAGCCCCUCUGUACUCGCUUCAUGGACUUCGUGUGUAAGAACCGCCAGCAGUGCCUGUUCCAGUCCAUGGUGUGUGACGGCAUCAUCCAGUGCCGCGAUGGCUCGGACGAAGAUGCGGUGUUUGCGGGAUGCUCCCCAGGCCCCGAGUUCCACAAGGUGUGUGACGAGUUCAGUUUCCAGUGUCAGAAUGGAGUGUGCAUCAGUUUGAUCUGGAAGUGCGACGGGAUGGAUGACUGCGGGGAUGACUCUGAUGAAGCCAGCUGUGAAAACCCCACGGAGGCCCCCAACUGCUCCCGCUACUUCCAGUUCCAGUGCGAGAAUGGGCACUGCAUCCCCAACAGGUGGAAAUGCGACAGGGAGAACGACUGCGGGGACUGGUCUGAUGAGAAGGACUGUGCAGAUUCACAUAUUCUUCCCUCCCCUACUUCCGGGCCCUCUACGUGUCUGCCCAAUUACUACCGCUGCAGCAGUGGGGCCUGCGUGAUGGACAGCUGGGUGUGUGACGGGUACCGAGAUUGUGCAGACGGCUCGGAUGAGGAAGGCUGCCCCUCACCUGCAAAUGUCACUGCUGCCGCCACUCCCACCCAGCUCGGGCGAUGUGACCGAUUUGAGUUCGAGUGCCGGCAACCGAAGAAGUGUAUCCCCAGCUGGAGGCGCUGUGAUGGCCAUCAGGAUUGCCAGGACGGCCAGGACGAGGCCAACUGCCCCACGCGCAGCACCCUGGCCUGCACAGGCCAGGAGUUCCGGUGCGAGGACGGCGAGGCCUGCAUCGUGCUCUCCGAGCGCUGUGACGGCUUCCUGGACUGCUCGGACGAGAGCGACGAGCGCGCCUGCAGCGAGGAAUUAAAUGUAUACAAAAUACAGAAUCUUCAGUGGACAGCUGACUUCUCUGGGGAUGUAACUUUGACCUGGAUGCGGCCCAAGAAAAUGCCCUCUGCUUCUUGUGUGUAUAACGUCUACUACAGGGUGGUUGGAGAGAGCAUAUGGAAGACUCUGGAAACCCACAGCAAUAAAACGAACACAAUAUUGAAAGUCUUGAAGCCAGACACCACGUAUCAGGUCAAAGUCCAGGUCCAGUGUCUGAGCAAGGUGCACAGCACCAAUGACUUUGUGACCCUGAGAACUCCAGAAGGAUUGCCAGACGCCCCUCAGAACCUCCAGCUGUCGCUCCACAGGGAGGUGGAAGGAGUGAUCGUGGGCCGCUGGGCCCCUCCCGCCCACAGCCACGGCCUCAUUCGGGAGUACAUCGUGGAGUACAGCAGGAGUGGUUCCAAGAUGUGGGCCUCCCAGAGAGCUCUUAGCAACUCGACAGAAAUAAGGAACCUACUGGUCAACGCUCAGUACACCGUCAGAGUGGCUGCAGUGACCAGUCGGGGAAUAGGAAACUGGAGCGAUUCGAAAUCCAUUACCACCAUAAAAGGAAAAGUGAUCCCAGCCCCAGACAUCCACAUUGACAGCUAUGGUGAAAAUUCUCUAAGCUUUACCCUGUCCGUGGACACUGACAUCAAGGUGAAUGGCUACGUGGUGAACCUCUUCUGGGCGUUCGACACCCACAGACAGGAGAAGAGAACGAUGAACUUCCUAGGAAGCAUAUUGUCACACAAAGUUGGCAACCUGACAGCUCAUACAACCUAUGAGAUUUCUGCCUGGGCCAAGACCGACUUGGGGGACAGUCCUCUGGCAUUUGAGCAUGUCACGACCAGAGGAGUCCGCCCACCCGCCCCGAGCCUCAAAGCCAAGGCCGUCAAUCAGACGGCGGUGGAAUGCACCUGGACCGGCCCCAGGAAUGUGGUUUACGGCAUCUUCUAUGCCACAUCCUUUCUUGACCUCUAUCGCAACCCCAAGAGCUUGACUACGUCACAGCACAACAAAACAGUCCUUGUCAGUGGGGAUGAGCAGUAUUUGUUUCUGGUCCGGGUGGUGGCGCCCUACCAGGGGCCGUCCUCUGACUACGUCGUGGUGAGGAUGAUCCCGGAUAGCAGGCUUCCUCCCCGUCACCUGCACGUGGUUCAUACAGGCAAAACCUCCGCCGUCAUCAAGUGGGAAUCCCCAUACGAUUCUCCUGACCAGGACCUGCUAUAUGCAAUUGCAGUUAAAGAUCUAAUAAGGAAGAGUGACAGGAGCUACAAGGUAAAAUCCCGCAACAGUACCAUGGAAUACACCCUUAACAAGUUGGAGCCUGGAGGGAAAUACCAUGUCAUUGUCCAGCUGGGGAACAUGAGCAAAGACUCCAGUAUCAAAAUUACCACAGUUUCAUUAUCUGCACCUGAUGCCUUAAAAAUCAUAACAGAAAAUGACCAUGUUCUUCUGUUUUGGAAAAGCCUAGCUUUGAAGGAAAAGCAUUUUAAUGAAAGCAGGGGCUACGAGGUACACAUGUUUGAUAGUGCCAUGAAUAUCACAGCUUACCUUGGGAAUACUACUGACAAUUUCUUUAAAAUCUCCCACCUGAAGUUGGGUCAUAAUUAUACUUUCACUGUCCAAGCACGAUGCCUUUUUGGCAGCCAGAUUUGUGGGGAGCCUGCUGUCCUGCUCUAUGAUGAGUUGGGAUCUGGUGGGGAUGCAUCAGCGAUCCAGGCCGCCAGAUCUACCGACGUUGCUGCUGUGGUGGUGCCCAUCUUGUUCCUGAUACUGCUGAGCCUGGGCGUUGGGUUUGCCGUCCUGUACAUGAAGCAUCGGAGGCUGCAGAGCAGCUUCACCGCUUUUGCCAACAGCCACUACAGCUCCAGGCUGGGCUCGGCCGUCUUCUCCUCGGGGGAUGACCUGGGGGAGGACGAUGAAGAUGCUCCGAUGAUAACUGGAUUUUCCGACGACGUCCCCAUGGUGAUAGCCUAA
This is a messenger RNA of Mesoplodon densirostris (Blainville's beaked whale), 6636 nucleotides long. RefSeq names its product sortilin related receptor 1 (gene SORL1). Gene Ontology annotation, molecular function: protein binding. Lineage: Eukaryota; Metazoa; Chordata; Mammalia; Artiodactyla; Ziphiidae. The coding region runs from base 1 to 6636 and encodes 2211 amino acids. The transcript is spliced from 48 exons. Gene Ontology annotation, biological process: post-Golgi vesicle-mediated transport; protein targeting to lysosome; protein retention in Golgi apparatus. The record is from RefSeq and is a predicted model, not a curated record. Gene Ontology annotation, cellular component: Golgi apparatus; membrane.